AUGGACCUGAUGGAAACCUACGACAAGCGCAUCUGGCGCUGCGACAUCAUCGGCAAAUCAAGCGAAAUGAUUGGAAUCAAGAGCCAGGACGACGACAGCAGCUUCAACUUCUGCACGACUGUGCACAAAGAGCUUCUCUGCUUUUACUCGCCUUACUACACUGCUGCCAUGAAAGGUGGCUUCUCUGAGCGUCACAAGGACAUAUUUACUCUCGAGCUCAGUGGCAAGCAAACAAAAAUGUUCGUAAAGUGGCUCUACACAGGAUGCCUCGAGUGCUACGCAUGGAGAGAGGACGAUAACAACGACGCCUAUGCCCUCUAUGUGUUUGCCGACCAGACGGACAUCAUCGCUCUUCGCAGAACCGUCAUGACUUGCCUGGCCACAUGUCUUCGCAGACCCGCGACUCCUGGUGAAAUGGCAAGACUUGUCUCUCAAUUCCCCGAACACUCUGGCCUCAGACGUUUCUUGCUGGACGAAGCCAUAGCCGAUCGAAAGUUCCAAGAACGCGAGAACAAGGUGGUUGCUUGGGAUUGGAAGAAGCGUGGAUACCUUCCAGAGGACUUUCCUGAAGACUUUUAUGCCCAACUUGUCAUUGGACAUGUCAAGAAAAAGAGAUGGAGCUUCGGUUCUUCAACAAGCAACCCCUGCCACUACCAUGAACACGAGGACGGAGAGGAGUUCAGUUUGAGUAAGUAA
Messenger RNA from Aureobasidium vineae, 696 nucleotides. NCBI's taxonomy places the organism in Eukaryota, Fungi, Ascomycota, Dothideomycetes, Dothideales, Saccotheciaceae. The record is from the annotation of a GenBank genome assembly.